Molecule: messenger RNA, 291 nt
Organism: Penicillium brasilianum
Lineage: Eukaryota; Fungi; Ascomycota; Eurotiomycetes; Eurotiales; Aspergillaceae
Source: the annotation of a GenBank genome assembly
AUGGUCUAUAAACCUGACCCUGUCUACCUCAAAAACGAUGCAAAACACCCAAGGAUUGAAGCAGAUUCGGUUUAUUCUUAUAUUAAACCUAGUUUAGAAUCACUGGCCCCGCAGAGCAGAAGUCAGAGCAAGUUUUUAUACCCAGGGAAUGGCAUGGAUAGUAACAUAAUUGAGCUUCCAUCCAUACCCCUCGGGUGGAAGUGCUAUUCGAAGCCCAGCACCAACCUGUCUGGCGAGAUGCCAUCCAGCAGCAAUCGAAUAACCCUGACGUGUCCUGGAAAUUGGAUCUAA